Messenger RNA from Rotaria sp. Silwood1, 1032 nucleotides. The record is from the annotation of a GenBank genome assembly. NCBI's taxonomy places the organism in Eukaryota, Metazoa, Rotifera, Eurotatoria, Philodinida, Philodinidae.
AUGUAUUCAUUAACUAUUUCAUUGGAUAUAGCUCAAAAAUUGUUAGUUCAAUAUGGUCAUACGACAAUAUUUCUACUUGGUACCAUUGAUUCUUUAAUAAAUAUAAUUCUUUUUCUACAACGUCAAUUACGAUCAAAUUCAUGUUGUAUUUAUUUAUUAUCAUCAUCAAUAAGGGCAUUAAUAUUACUUUCAAUAGGAAUUAUACCACAAAUUUAUGCUCUUUAUAAUUUUGCAAAUCCAUUUACUACAAUUUCAAGUUUUUGUAAAGCUCGAUCUUAUUUAAAUCAAACAAGUGCUAUGUCAUGUCGUUGGCUUUUAGUUAUGGCUUGCAUAGAUCGUUGUUUUUCAUGUUUAACUUAUGUUCGUAUUCGAAAUCCAUCUUCUGUAACUACGGCUCGAAUAAUAAUUAUCAUUAUUAAUGUUAUUUGGUUCAUAUUGCCAGCUCAUACGUUUAUGUCCACUAAUAUUCAACAUCCAAGAAAUAUAGCUUGUAUAUUCACUGACAAGAAUGUUGAAAUUGAUCAUGAGUUUUAUACUAUUAUAAUGGAUGGUGCAUUGCCAUCUGUAAUUGCUUUUGUAUAUUGUUUAUUUAUAUGGCAACAUUUUCAAGCUAGAAAAAAACGUCAAAUAACAAUUCCAAAUAAUGAAGUCGAUAGACGAAAGAAAUUACGAGAUCAACAAAUAAUAUUUAUAUUAUUAAUACAAGUAGCAAUUUUUAUUGUGUCAACAAUACCAUUCAUGACAUUUAAUAUUUAUAAGGCAAUGACACAAUAUGAUGUGAGCAAAUCAGCAGAUCGUAAAGCUAUUGAAGUAUUUUUGAGAAGUUUAACUGAAUUGCUUGUGUAUUUGAUAACAACGUCAUUUUGUUGUUAUACAUUAGUAUCACGUACAUUUAGAACAGAAUUAAUUAAAUUAUUCCAAAUUCUAAUUAUUUGUGAUCGACAAAAGAAUCGUCUAAGAAUUAAUCCAUCGAAUAAUACUAUAACUAAAACAACAGUAAUCCCAAUGACAGUAAUGAGAAAAGCUAUAUAA